AUCGAAACGACGACGAUUUCAGAUAUACAAAAACAGAAAAGAAAACCUCUAAAACCCUAACUCUACAUAUCAUCUUUAGCCACCGUCGUGAAACACUCAAUUCUCACAGGACUUCACUGCGACUGCUGUUCGGAGAAAGUGGUUCGUUCUUUAAUUUAAAUAAUCUGGGAAAAAGGAGGUGGGGUUUUUAAUUCAAUGGCAAUAGUAGAGGAGAAAAACAUGACGAAUAGCGUAUCAGUGGAUGAAAAGAAAAGAAAGCGAAAGCGAAACAGAGUAAAGAAAGUUACAGCAAAGGAAGAAGAAGAAGAAGAAGAAGAAGAAUCACACCUACACAACGUUACUUCUGCUUCUCAAAUUGAAGCAGCAGAAGAAGACGAGAGAGAAAUUGAGGAAGAAAGUAAAGAUAAGAAGAAGAAAAAGAAGAAAAAGAAUAGUGAUUAUAAUAAUAAUGAGGAAAAUGAAGUUUCAAAGAAUGAAGGACAGGAUGGUGAUAAGGUGAGGAAGAGAGGGAGUGGGAUUAUGAGUACAGAUUCUUUUGAAUCUUUAGGAUUGUCUGAACCUACUCUUAAAGCUAUUCAAGAAAUGGGAUUUCAGUAUUUAACUCAGAUUCAAGCGAGGGCUAUUCCACCUCUUCUAGUAGGCAAAGAUGUUCUUGGUGCUGCAAGGACAGGUUCUGGGAAGACUCUUGCUUUCUUAAUACCAGCUGUUGAAUUGUUAUAUAAUGUCCAUUUCGCUCCUCGCAAUGGCACCGGUGUUGUUGUCAUUUGCCCCACUAGGGAACUUGCCAUUCAGACUCAUGCUGUGGCAAAGGACCUUCUCAAAUAUCACUCACAGACUCUUGGCUUGGUCAUUGGGGGUUCUGCUAGAAAAGGAGAAGCAGAACGCAUUGUUAAAGGAGUCAAUUUAUUGGUUGCAACUCCUGGUCGACUUCUUGAUCAUCUUCAAAAUACCAAGGGAUUUAUAUAUAAGAACUUGAAGUGCCUCAUGAUUGAUGAAGCGGAUAGGAUACUGGAGGCAAACUUUGAAGAAGAAAUGAAACAAAUUAUCAAGAUUCUGCCAAAGAGUAGGCAAACUGCUUUAUUUUCAGCAACUCAAACUAAGAAGGUGGAGGAUCUUGCCCGUCUGUCUUUUCAAACUACUCCUGUCUAUAUUGAUGUGGAUGAUGGAAGAACUAAGGUCACAAAUGAGGGUCUGCAGCAAGGCUAUUGUGUAGUUCAUAGUGCCAAGAGAUUUAUUCUUCUCUACUCCUUUUUGAAGAGGAAUUUAUCAAAGAAAGUGAUGGUCUUCUUCUCCUCAUGUAAUUCGGUCAAGUUCCAUUCUGAACUUCUUAGAUACAUUCAGGUGGAAUGUUUUGAUAUCCAUGGAAAACAGAAGCAGCAGAAACGGACUACUACCUUUUUUGAUUUUUGCAAAGCAGAGAAGGGAAUAUUGCUAUGCACUGAUGUUGCUGCUCGUGGUCUUGAUAUUCCUGCUGUGGACUGGAUAGUGCAGUACGAUCCUCCUGAUGAACCGAAGGAAUACAUUCAUCGGGUUGGCCGUACAGCCCGUGGAGAAGGUGGAAAAGGCAAUGCCCUGCUUUUCUUGAUUCCAGAAGAACUGCAAUUUCUGCGAUAUCUAAAGGCUGCAAAAGUCCCUGUUAAAGAGUAUGAAUUUGAUGUUAAGAAGUUGGCAAAUGUUCAGUCUCAUCUGGAGAAGUUGGUGGCUAACAACUAUUAUCUGAACAAGUCUGCUAAAGAUGCUUAUAGAUCUUAUAUAUUGGCCUAUAAUUCACAUUCUAUGAAAGACAUAUUUAAUGUCCACCGCCUCGAUCUGCAGGCGGUUGCUGCUUCAUUUUGCUUUUCUUGUCCACCGAAGGUGAAUCUGAACAUAGACAGCAAUGCUUCCAAAUUUAGAAAGAAGGCUCAUAAAGGAAGUCGCAAUGGUUUCAGUGAGAGCAACCCUUAUGGAAGGCAGAGGGACGAAGAUAAUACACGACAAUUUGUAAGGCAUUAGGUGGAUUGAUGUUUGCAAGUAACACAUGAAUCCACACUAAUUUUAUAUAAAUUGUAGUACUAUUAGUGAUAUGAGUGUUUUCUGGAGUGAUUUUGUGGUUCUCCAGAAUAAAAUUUUGUUUAUUUGUUUGUGGACUGCUGGACUCCAAGGCUUAAUGUUGAAUUCACAGUAUUAUUCGUAGCUCAAUUCAAAAAUUGCAAAUUUUGGUGUA
This is a messenger RNA of Ricinus communis (castor bean), 2203 nucleotides long. RefSeq names its product DEAD-box ATP-dependent RNA helicase 51. Gene Ontology annotation, biological process: maturation of LSU-rRNA from tricistronic rRNA transcript (SSU-rRNA, 5.8S rRNA, LSU-rRNA). The record is from RefSeq and is a predicted model, not a curated record. Gene Ontology annotation, molecular function: ATP binding; RNA helicase activity; nucleic acid binding. Gene Ontology annotation, cellular component: nucleolus. The transcript has 12 exons. Bases 196 to 1992 code for a protein of 598 amino acids. NCBI's taxonomy places the organism in Eukaryota, Viridiplantae, Streptophyta, Magnoliopsida, Malpighiales, Euphorbiaceae.